AUGCCACCACCAAUGAGAUGUUCGAAGGCAGCAAAAACGCGAGCACAAAAUCAGCCACGCAACCUUGCAACCGGCCAAUUUAAUCUUGAAAAGGCCUUUGAGAAUCACGGCGACAGUGACGACCACGAUGACAACCAUGGUGACAACCACGGCGACAACCACGGUCAUGACUAUGACCACAACCACGGGAAUGACCACAAUCACAAUGAUUUUGACAGCGAUAAUUAUGACUAUAGUAACGAUGACAAUGAAAGAGACGAUGAUUAUGUUGACAAUAUGUAUUCUUCUGACUCAGAAAGGCGUGCACCUUACAUAGAAAACUCGAAAAGUAUCAAAUACCAUAAAUAUGGACCUUCUGAUCAUUUCACUAAGGCUACACAUUCUACCUCUUCCAUUACAGAUUUUUUUAAAUCUCGUAAUGCUGAUAACAAACCAUCAAUGACUUUGAAUUUGACAGAGAGUGUUGUAGAAAAUCAUGAAACAAAUAAUGACAUUACUCUUGAUUCAAUAGUCAAAAAUAUGUAUCAACUUGAAGAUGGGAGUGACGAACAAGAAAAGGAUAAUAUGGAUGUGAAUAGAAAUGAUGGAGAAGAAAGAGGCAAUAUGGAAGCGAAUAAAAACAAUGUGGAUAUUUUACUAAAUGAUCAAAUUUUCAAAGAUGUGAAUGAUGAAGCCUUUACUUCAAAAUUUCAACUUCUUGAAUCAAUUCUCGCCCAGAAUAAAAAAACCCUAAUAGCAUAUGAUUAUCUUCACUAUUGGACCAUACACAUAUACUUUUGUAAUUGGAAGAAACAAAAGAUGAAUCAAGUAGAAGCAAGUUUGCAGGCAGCAAAAGAAGUAUAUGGCAAAGGUCCAUAUCGUGCAAGAAAAAUUUGUGAAAUAGGACAAUAUUGGCUUGACAAUGAAUGUUUUCCAAUUUCUUUAUAA
Molecule: messenger RNA, 927 nt
Organism: Ambispora leptoticha
Lineage: Eukaryota; Fungi; Glomeromycota; Glomeromycetes; Archaeosporales; Ambisporaceae
Source: the annotation of a GenBank genome assembly